Molecule: messenger RNA, 687 nt
Organism: Procambarus clarkii (red swamp crayfish)
Lineage: Eukaryota; Metazoa; Arthropoda; Malacostraca; Decapoda; Cambaridae
Source: RefSeq, a predicted model, not a curated record
AUGGUCAGAUAUAACUUAACAACAUCUAUAUGGUCAACUAUACUCAACAACAUCUAUAUGUUAGCUAUAAUAAACAACAGCUAUAGGUUAGCUAUACUCAGCAACAUCUAUAAGUUAGCUAUACUCAACAGCAUCUAUAUGUUAGCCUUACUCAACAGCAUCUAUAUGUUAGCUAUACUCAACAACAUCUAUAAGUUAGCUAUACUCAACAGCAUCUAUAUGUUAGCUAUACUCAACAACAUCUAUAUGUCAGCUAUACUCAACAACAUCUAUAUGUCAGCUAUACUCAAUAACAUCUAUAUGUCAGCUAUACUCAACAACAUCUAUAUGUUAGCUUUACUCAACAACAUCUAUAUGUCAGCAAUACUCAACAACAGCUAUAUGUCAGCUAUACUCAACAACAUCUAUAUGUCAGCAAUACUCAACAACAGCUAUAUGUCAGCUAUACUCAACAACAUCUAUAUGUUAGCUUUACUCAACAACAUCUAUAUGUUAGCUAUACUCAACAACAUCUAUAUGUCAGCAAUACUCAACAACAUCUAUAUGUCAGCUAUACUCAACAACAUCUAUAUGGUUAACUAUACUCAACAGCAUCUAUAUGUCAGCUAUACUCAACAACAUCUAUAUGUUAGCUAUACUCAACAGCAUCUAUAUGUCAGCUAUACUCAACAACAUCUAUAUGGUUAA